Molecule: messenger RNA, 1107 nt
Organism: Neurospora crassa OR74A
Lineage: Eukaryota; Fungi; Ascomycota; Sordariomycetes; Sordariales; Sordariaceae
Exons: 5
Coding region: 1-1107 (368 amino acids)
Source: RefSeq, a predicted model, not a curated record
AUGGCAGAAUAUGCGCCAACCGCGACCGACAUUCGCGACUUUGUCGAGAAUCUAGAGGCAGCGGCGAGGUUCGACAAUCCGAAUCUUGGAGAGUGGUGGAACAUCAUCAUUUCCGUGCACACGAAUCUCGUACAUGCCGCAACACGAACUAUCAGACCCUUUACCGAAUUCCACGGAAUACGCUCGCAGCACCGAACCUUCGGAGCCAUUGCGUACGAAUGGCUUGUAAUGAACUAUAAACAAGGAACAAUUCGGGAGGCUCUGGGUAGAAUUGGCCACACCAAGCCUGGAUUGACUACCACUGUCACCCAGGGCAUGGCGGCUCACGAGCUGUCGGGAGAAGCAAGGAAGAACAGCAUCCCUCAUAAUGAUCUACCCAUGAACGCGGCCUCUGAGGCGGUUCCUGCUGGCCAAGUCGUCAUCCACCACUCGAGUCCUCAUGCGCAUGCUCCUGCCCCUCGCCAAAGCGGCUUUCCACAGGCGACUUUUGCUCGCUCCGCGCCAGCUCUGGGUUCACCACAGCGCCCGCAUGUCACCGAGCCAGCUGAGGACGAGUCCAGCGACGAGACCGAAGACAAUGCCGAUGACGAAUCCAGUGACGAGUCUGACGAUGAGUCCGAUGACGAGCAUGACGGCGACGGUCGUGACGAGUCCUAUGAGUUGAGAAACGACCCGAAUCCCUUAGACAAGCAAUACGGUGGGAGCAACAAAGUGAACAUAGAUCCUCAUAUCUUCAGGAACGCCAACUGUCAACACCAGCGCGAUCUUUUGGAUCAACCAAUGGACACGAAAAAUAGUCCCCAAGGUGUGGACGAACUGGAGGAGUUUGAUUUCGAUGCCUUCAUCAUGGAAAACCAUGACUACGACCUACCAUCGAAUGAGGUCGAACACCAGGCCCAUGAUGCCCCUUCGCAGAGUGCGACUGUUUUCGAAGACCUUGAUGUCAGCGACGACGAUCAUGUUGUCGAUGAUAUGGCAUUGAAUCAGGGACAAAAUGACAGCGAUGUCGCGGACGAACAAGGAACUCGCUCCAACAGUCCCUCUGGCAAGCGCAAGAGGGGCGAUGAGAUGCAUCAUCAUUCCGCUCAACGUCGCCGCAUGUAUUAG